This is a messenger RNA of Chlorella variabilis, 4308 nucleotides long. RefSeq lists its product as hypothetical. Gene Ontology annotation, biological process: protein ubiquitination; ubiquitin-dependent protein catabolic process via the N-end rule pathway. The transcript is spliced from 21 exons. Gene Ontology annotation, molecular function: ubiquitin protein ligase activity; zinc ion binding. Lineage: Eukaryota; Viridiplantae; Chlorophyta; Trebouxiophyceae; Chlorellales; Chlorellaceae. The record is from RefSeq and is a predicted model, not a curated record. Gene Ontology annotation, cellular component: cytoplasm; ubiquitin ligase complex. The coding region runs from base 1 to 4308 and encodes 1435 amino acids.
AUGGACCAGGCCCAGCGCCCCUUGCCACGUGCGGCGGGCGCCCGGCUGUACCAGGCUGUGUCGGGGAUGAGUGCCGCCGGGUGGCUGGGGGCGGGCGGGGAGCUGGAGGGCAGCCUGGCGCGGGCCGCCGCGCUGCUGUGCGCGCUGCGCGGCGCCGCCAGCCUGCCCCAGUACCUGCAGAUGCUGGCCCCCGGGGGCGGCGGCGGCGGGCCCUGCACCCGCGUGUGGACCGCCGGCACCAUUGCCUACAGGUGCCACACCUGCGGCCUGUCGCCCUCCGCCGCCAUCUGCGUCGACUGCUUCAGGGCCUCUGAGCACGAGGGGCACGACUUUGUGAUGUACACCUCAGGCGGGCCUGUCGGCGAGGGCCGCGGCGCCGCCCCCGCGCCCGCCCUGCCCGCCGCCGACGAGGCGGUGGCGAGCGGCGUAGUGGGGUGCUGCCUGGCCAGGCUGCAGCUGGCACUGGAAGGCUGCCUGAGGCCGGAGGGCAGCCCCGCGCCUGCCGGUGCCCCCAGCCCCGCCCAGGAGCACUCCGCUGCGCUGCGCCUGAUGGGCUGGCUGGGGCAGCUGGGGCAGCAGCCCGCGCUGCGCCAAGUGGUGUGCGACCAGCUGAUGCAGCCGGCGACGGCGGCGGCGGCCGCGGCGGCGGGCAGCCUGGCAGCUACUGAGCAACUGCCAGCGGAGGCCGCCUCCGUGGCGCGCAUGCUGCAGCAGCAGCGCGAGCAGCUGCUGCAGCGGCUGGAGGAGACCCUGCCCACGCCUGACGGGCGGCCGGGCCGGCCGCUGCCGCAGCUGGGCCCCGCCCCGCAGCCGCUGCUCUACUGGCUGCUGUCGGCGCUGCUGCCGCUGGAUGGCUCGCUGGUGGAGAUCCGGCAGCGGCUGUGGGUGCGCAACGGCCAGCAGCUGCUGCGCCUGGAGGCCUUCUACAGCAGCCCCUACUGGAGCGACCACGGCCUGGACUGCGACCUGCUGGCGGUGCAGGCGUGGCUGGCCUCCACCCCCGACGUGGGCUCGGCCCUGGGCUUCUUCGUCUACAACAGCGGCGCCGCCGUGGUGCUGCGCUGCAACGGCAAGGCGGACGCGGCGGCGGCGGCGGCGGUGCUGCAGGACCCGCGGCGGCCGCCCGAGAUGCUGCGCCUGUGCGCCGACUGGCUGCGCCUGCUGGUCCAGGUGCUGCGGGAGCGCGCCUGCUGGCACCCCACCUACUCGCCGCUGGCGCUGCGCCGCGCGCUGGUGCACACGCUGGCAGCAGGCGCGCCGCUGCUGCUGCCGCUGGCGGGUCCCCGCAGGCACAGCGAGGCCCUGGCAGAGGUGGCCGACUACCGCCCGCCCACCGCCGCCUCCACGGGGGAGUACAGCCUCAGGAGCGAGUGCUGGCGUGAGUUCGACCCUUUCUACCUUCACUACACGCCGCGCCAGCUCCAGUCGGCGCUGCACACCGCACAGGAGGGCAGCGUGUGGCAGCCGCAGUGGCAGCUGCAGCUUGGCAUCCCAGCGCUGCCUCCCCCCAUGGCGAGCCUGCAGCGUGUGACAAACCACGUGCUGAGAUUGGUGUGGACUGCACUGCUGGCUGCCUGUGUCAACUCCGGCGGAGGCGGCGGCGGCGGUGCGGCAGAGGACUGCGCUCUGGCCGCCGUCAGCCUGCUGUCACUGGCUCUGCAGUGCAAGGCGGUCGGGUUGGCAGCACUGAUACGCGGCAGCGAGAGGGGGGGCGCCGAGUCCUCAGCAGCAGCAGCAGCAGCAGCAGAUCCGCUGCUGCCGGCGGCUUGGGCCACGCCUGCCGGCUUCCUGCAAAAGUGCGAGGAGCACCUGGCAGGCAGCUCGCGCCAGCAGGUGGGCAUCAUCUAUCUGCUGCAGGUGCUGGCUGGCAGCGAGCCCUGGGUGCUAGAUGGCAGCCGGCAGGAGGGCUCUUGGGAGCUGAAGGCCUGUGCCACCGCUGCGGCAGCCGAAGCACAGCAGCUGCUGCAGGCAGCGCGGCAGAAUCUUGGCGCUCAGCAGGCAGCAGAGGCUGGCACAGCCGGGCAAGCAGCAGACGCUGCCGGGGAGGCUGCACCCUCGCGGGCGCCAGUCCCAGAAGCAGCUGAUGCCGCUGAUGUCGACGCAUCAGAGCAGCAAGAGCAGAGCUUGCGCAAGCAGCCGGGAAAGCAGCGCCAACAGCAAAUGCUGGCCCGCAUGCGGGCGCAGCAGGCCAAGGCCGCCGCAGCGCUUUUAGAUGAGGAGACGGAGUGCGAGCCUCAACAGCCAGCGGCUGCAGCUCAGGCCGAGCCAGCAGAGCCUAUGGAUGUUGAUGCAGCAGGCAGCCAGGCCCCAGCUGCGGCAGCAGCAGCAGACAGGAGGCUGCCAGCACACCACCCUGCGGCCUGGGAGGCGCACCGGGCGGAGUGCGUGCUGUGCCACACCGGCAGCGAGACGGCGCCGCUGGGGCUGGUGGCGCAGCUGCAGGUGACCGUGUUGCCAGUGCUGGCCUCUGCAGAUCCAGCAGCGCCUCUCACGCCAGAACAUCCAGGUCAGCCAGCCGGGUCCAUCUUUGCAGCUGCAACUGACAGCUCUGCAGCCUCAGAGGAGGCUGGCGGAGCGGCAGUCUUCCCGGCCGGCGGCGCUGGCCCCCGGCUGUCGGUGUUUGACCGCCAGCCCUCCAUGCACUUGCUGUGCUGCGGGCACAUCAUGCAUGCAUCCUGCCUGGAGCGGUACAGAUCUAGCUGGCGCCAGCGCAUCGCUUCUGGCCAGUUUGUGGAGGGCUUCCAACUGCUGGAGUCCUCGGCCUCGGCAGGCGAGUACCUGUGCCCCAUCUGCCGCCGCUUGGGCAACUGCCUGCUUCCCCUGGCAGUGCCACUCACCACUGAUGGCGGCUUUCUGCAGCCAGCAGCCGCCCAACAGCAGCAAGCGCAGCCGCCACCCAGCGCCCAGCAGGCGGUGCAGCAAACGGCGCUGCAGCAGCUGCUGCAGCAGGCGGGUGGUGAGGGCGGCCCUGCAGCCACGGAGGAGGCAAUGGAUGCCUUUGCCCAGGCUGCUGCUGCAAUGGUGGUUUUGGUUGGCCCAGAGGACGAGCAGCUCGCGGAGGAUGGCAGCUCUGAGGAAGAGCAGGAGGAAGUGGAAGCGGAGGGGCUUCCUGGCGGCGAAGUGGAGGCAGUGUUUGAGCAGCUGCAGCAGCAGGUGGAGGAGGCCGCAGAGGAGGCCGCAGCGGUGCAGUUGAUAGCCCGAUUACAGGCGCCAACAUACCCUCCUUCGCACACACCCGCACAGGCAGCAGCCCUGGCAGCCGGCCCGCUGGCCAGCGCCCUGAGCCAGCACACCCGGCGUUUCUGGGCCGCGGCCGCAGCCGGCAGCAUGUUGUGCUCGUUGCUGGGUAGCGGCAUCGGUCAAUGGGAGGUGGCGCAUCGCGAGCCUGGAUGCAAUCCAUCCCCGGAGGUGGACGCCGCGCACUGGCGCGCGCUGCAGUCGCUGGCCCAGCUCGCUCUGGCAGCAGGGGCUGCUCCCCCCGACCACUCUGUUGCUGUCAGCGUGCUGCAGCAGGUGGCGGCGGGCAGUUUGCCGCAGCUGAGCGAGCGUGAUGGCACAGACCUCUCGGCAGAUGCGUCGGCCGCGCUGCUGCCAGGGCUGAUCCAGCUGCAGGUGCCGCCAGCCCCUGGCCGUUACUGCUGCUCUCAGGACCCUUUUGCGCUGCUGCUGGCGCUGGCGGUUGCUUUGGUCUCGCGGCCCAGCCAGCUGGGCGAGGUCGGCCUCAGCUGCAGUGCUCAUACCGACCCCACCGCUGUGUUGGAGGCGGUGGUGGCUGCGGUCUACCCUGUUGCAGCAGGCCAGGCCGUGGCGCUGGCCACUGGCACAGCCCAUUCGGCGGCCGAUGCAGCGGCAGCCAUGGCAGCGUCGCGGCCGUUGGCGCAGGCGCUGCACGGGGCUGGCUGGUACCUGUCCCUCGGCAACAAGACCUGCUCCGUUUGCGGCCACCUCCCCUCUGAGCCUGCCUUGUGUUUGCGCUGCGGCGAGGUGUUGUGCUGCAGCAGCCGCCGCUGCCAGGGCCCGACACGCCAGGGGACCUGCUUUGCGCAUAGCCUGGCCUGCGGCAGCGGCACCUGUUGCUUCCUGAUGGCCAAGAUGACGCGGCUGCUGGUGAUUCGCAAGAACAGGGCUACCUUCCUGACCUCGCCAUACGUGGACAACCACGGGGAGGAAGACGUGCGGCUGCAGCGGGGCAAGCCGUUGUCGCUUCAUGCCGACCGGCUACGCCACCUGGUGCAGCUAUGGCGUGGUGCGGCCUUCGACUUUGACAGCCAUGUGCUGCACACCGCCAAGUUUGCCAGCGUGCUGUGA